Molecule: messenger RNA, 2539 nt
Organism: Eutrema salsugineum
Lineage: Eukaryota; Viridiplantae; Streptophyta; Magnoliopsida; Brassicales; Brassicaceae
Product: probable serine/threonine-protein kinase At1g54610
Exons: 8
Coding region: 294-2234 (646 amino acids)
Biological process (GO): positive regulation of transcription elongation by RNA polymerase II; protein phosphorylation
Cellular component (GO): cyclin-dependent protein kinase holoenzyme complex; nucleus
Molecular function (GO): cyclin-dependent protein serine/threonine kinase activity; ATP binding; RNA polymerase II CTD heptapeptide repeat kinase activity
Source: RefSeq, a predicted model, not a curated record
UCUGUCUCUCUCUGUGUCGAUGCAGUGUUUCUUCGGUCAAAUGAUACCAAUCUGAAACAAAGAAAAAAUCCAAUCUGCUUUUUUUGCGUACACCUUUCUCCAUCUCUCUAAUUCCAUAAAGUCUUUUCUUUUACAUCGAUCAUCAAUCAUCAUCAUCAUCUCCACUUGCUCUGGAAAAUUCUCCAAGGGUUUUGCUUUGACUCUGAUGGUGAAAUUGGAGUUGUGUUUGCUAUGGAUGAAUUAGGGUUCUAAAGUGAAUGAAUUGGGGUUGAUUCUCUUCUCUUUCACAACUCAUGGGUUGCAUAAUCUCUAAGAAGAAGUCUCCAAAGAAAACCCAUCACCGUAAAGAAUCAUCAUCAUCAGAGAAGCGUUCCUCGAGGAUCAAUUCUUCAAGGAUCGAUGAUUCGAGCCAAACCAAAGACGAGCAAGACCGGAAAGUCCGGUUAAUCGAAUCCGAAAAGUUCAAUUCCAGUAGAUUCUCCGAGAAACACCCGGAGAUUUCAGAGAUUGGUGAUACAGACGAAGAAGAAGAAGAUGAAGUCACUACUCGACCUGAGGAAUUGAAGAGACAGCCUAGUACUGUCGUUGUUCGUCCGAAGGAGGAAGCACAAGCCGCUACAGAGUGGCCUGCUUGGCUAGUCUCAGUGGCUGGUGAAGCACUCGUUGGUUGGUCUCCACGACGUGCUAGUACCUUUGAGAAAUUGGAGAAAAUUGGACAAGGUACGUAUAGCAGUGUGUACAAGGCUCGUGAUCUUGUGAACAACAAGAUCGUUGCACUUAAACGAGUCCGGUUUGAUCUUAGCGAUUUAGAGAGUGUUAAGUUUAUGGCUAGAGAGAUCAUAGUAAUGAGGAGGCUUGAUCAUCCUAAUGUGCUUAAAUUAGAAGGCUUGAUCACUGCCUCUGUUUCGUCUUCUCUUUACUUGGUUUUCGAGUACAUGGAUCAUGAUCUCGUCGGGCUUGCUUCAAUACCCGGUAUCAAGUUCUCUGAGCCUCAGGUUAAAUGUUACAUGAAACAGCUUCUAAGCGGGCUUGAUCAUUGUCACAGUCGAGGUGUUCUGCAUCGUGAUAUAAAAGGAUCGAAUCUUCUGAUUGAUAGUAAUGGAAUCUUGAAGAUUGCAGAUUUCGGGUUAGCUACGUUUUUCGACCCACAAAACUGCGUUCCUUUGACUAGCCGUGUUGUGACUCUUUGGUAUCGACCACCAGAGCUUCUUCUUGGAGCUUGUCAUUAUGGUGUUGGUGUUGAUUUGUGGAGCACAGGGUGUAUCUUAGGCGAGUUAUAUUCCGGUAAACCGAUCUUGCCAGGGAAAACCGAGGUAGAGCAAUUGCAUAAGAUCUUUAAGCUAUGUGGUUCACCAACAGAAGAUUACUGGAGGAAACUGAAGCUACCACCUUCAGCUGCGUUUAGACCUGCGCUUCCUUAUGGACGACGUGUAGCAGAGAUGUUUAAGGAUUUGCCAACGAAUGUUCUUUCGCUUUUGGAGGCUUUACUCUCUAUAGAUCCUGAUCGGAGAGGCUCUGCAGCUAGAGCUCUUGAUAGCGAGUAUUUCAGAACAGAGCCGUUUGCUUGUGAUCCAUCUUCUCUACCAAAAUAUCCUCCAAGCAAAGAGAUUGAUGCUAAAAUCCGAGAUGAUGCGAAAAGGCAACGAACCACUCAGGAGAAGCAAGACUCUCAGACAAGAAGAUCACACGAAAGAAAACUUAUCCCGCCGGUUAAAGCUAAUCAAUCAGUCACAACGGCUAUGGAGAAUCCUUAUCUAAGAACCUGUGUGGCGGGUAAUUCAACAAGACAGAUGCAGAUUACAAAGGACAUGACCAGCAACAAUCCAACGAGUGGUGGUGGAAGAGUCUCUCACUCUGGUCCGAUGAUGAACAAUAAUCGGAAUCAAAGUCGGUUAACAUACGUGAAGGAAAAUGCAGCUCCUAGAAGACCUUCGUACAGAGCAAACUCAGCAGGACAAAACGGUUAUGCUACAAAUGUAGACUCAGAUAAUAAACCGAUCAUGAAUCAGCAAACGAAGGAUUUGAGAGCAUUCAACAGAGCUGAUACUAUGGAUUACAGUAAGAGACAAAUCAAAACCCCAAAUGAUUCAUCAUGGUAUGAUUCUGGAGAUAACAAAAUGUACAUGUCGGGUCCAUUGCUGGCUCAGCCAAGUAAAGUGGAUCAGAUGCUGGAAGAACAUGAUCGGCAGCUUCAAGAAUUCACCAGACAGAAGGCAAAACAAUCCAGACACUAAACUGAAUCCCUUUGCUUAUUUAUUUUGCUGGGAAGCUUUUAUCGGAGGUAAAGAAAAACAGAGAACCAGUUUGAGUCUUGUUGUAUCAAAGAAGAGUCUGAUGGGAGCUUUAUCUGGUUCUCAGAUUUUGAAAUAUAUGUAAUAGAGAUUAAAUGGAUUGGUUGGCUUGUAAGAAGCUCAGCUCUGUGAUUACAAAGAUGUGUAUAACAUUUAUACAGACUAAUCAUCAUCAUUGAUGAAAACAUCAUUGUGUACAUACAUGUAUGUACAUUUCUUCUUAUAUUAUAGAGAUGUGUAUAUGCAUA